Messenger RNA from Synchiropus splendidus (mandarinfish), 3001 nucleotides. RefSeq names its product THAP domain-containing protein 7-like. The record is from RefSeq and is a predicted model, not a curated record. Gene Ontology annotation, biological process: regulation of DNA-templated transcription. Gene Ontology annotation, cellular component: nucleus; perinuclear region of cytoplasm. The transcript has 5 exons. Lineage: Eukaryota; Metazoa; Chordata; Actinopteri; Syngnathiformes; Callionymidae. The coding region runs from base 105 to 1448 and encodes 447 amino acids.
CUAGGGGGCGCAGUUGAGAAUUGUGCACAACUUGUAGAAGAAAACAGACGAACGUAAACGAAGGAGUAGUCCGCCAUCUUCCUGAGGUCAAGUCGGCACUGACGAUGCCGAGACAUUGCUCAGCGGGAGGUUGCAAAUCACGGGACAACAGAGAUUGCCGUAUUGCUGGAAUCACUUUCCAUAAAUUGCCGAAAAGUACAUGUCGGAGGGCUGUUUGGAUCAACAACUCGGCGCGUCCUGAUUGCUGGGAUCCUCGUACAGAUUUUGUCUACUUUUGCUCAAAGCACUUCACUCCAGACAGCUUCGAACUGACAGGAUGCAGUGGGAUUAGAAGACUAAAGGAAGAUGCGGUUCCCACAAUAUUUGAUUUUACAGCGGGACGAUCCAAGAAAAAGGAGAAUAAGAAGAAUUCAGUUGUGGUCGAACAUGACAGCAGUCAGCAACCAGCUGAACAGUCAAACAGUGUUGGGCAGGAUUCAGUGGCAAACCAAAGUAAGGGGACAACUGAUGAACAACCGAUGGCAAAAGAGUUGAACGGGAGCACGAAGGGCUCCACUACGCCGUCAUCUGACCCCAUCUCACCAUCGCAGUACAUGAGACGCCUCCCACCUCCACCAGGAUUUUAUCUACCCAAGGAGCACAGUUACGCUCAAAUGCACCCCCUGCAGUGGAGAAGACGUUAUGAUCAGGCCAUUGACUCACUGGAGAAAGUGCUCCGACAGCUGCAUGCUGCCCGGCGGAGGGAGAACCGCCUGCGAAGCACUGUGCUCAAGCUUCGUAAUAAAAGCCAGAAGCAGACUUUACCUGUGUCACAAGAGAUAUGCUGCCAUGCAAGACCGCGGAGGGGAGUAGGUAACCAGGAGGAUGGCAAUGCAGGUGAGGAUUCUGGAAGUCUGCCAGACACCAGUGGUUGGAAUGAAGGAACGACUCUUUGCAUGCAUUGUGAUAAAGAGCAACUGAAGGAUAGCGGGCCGGAAGCAUCCAAAAGGGCCUCCAACCAGAGUCUGGAGAACAGCGAUAUUGAAAGUAGUGUGAUAAGAGGUGCACCACAAAAUGUUCUCACAUCAGCAGAACCUCUGUCUUGCACUGAUCAGGAGCUUCAUCUUUCAAUCAUUUGUGACAAGUCAGAGCCAGAACCUCCUCAAGACUCUCAGCAACACUAUUGGAUCCAGGAGAAUGGAGCGUCCCACCUCAUCCUGGUGCCUGUCACUACUGUAGAUGGAAUACAAAGAUUUGUCAAGAUAGACCAGGCUAUUCUCGACCAACAAGCAAUGCUGGUUUCCAGCCGAAUUCUGUCAGGAGAACAGAUACUUUUGAAAGACAAAGAUGGUGUCCUGGAUAGAGAAGAACCUCAUUCUGUUGUCAGAGAAGAUGUGAGAGAGAAACUCAAACAGCAUCUGGAGGGAUUCCACCUCCAACUCAGCACAGAGUUCUCCGUCAGUCCUUGAUGAAACAAACAUUGCGUUUGAGGGUUUUAGAUGUUCAUGCUGUGUUCUGCUUUUGCAUGUUUUUUUCCGCAUUUGACAAAGAUACUUGAUAAAAUGCGUGCAAGUUAUUCCAAAUGUUCUCAGAAAAUAAUUUGCUAUUGUGUGCCAUCACCUUGUUUCCUACCUCCUUUUGUGUUAGUUAAGGUUGAAACCAUUGAAGAGUUUCCAUAUCCUGAGUAUAAAGAACCAUAUUUACUCAAACAACAACCUGAAUUGUAAAUUCCUUCGUAAACAUUUGUCUCCAUGCUUAAAUCAUCAGGAGCUAAUCUGGAGGUGGAUAGACGGGCUGCGUUUUUUCUGAUGCAGUUCUGUAGAACAUUUGUAAUAUUUUUACAAAUGUUCUACAUAUUUUUAAUGUCUGUUUGAAGCCUAAAGUGACUCGUUGUCAAGUAAGUUUCUGAGUUUCGAUGUUUGAGGCUUUUAUGUUUUCGCUUGUUUUUACCUGCCUUCAGCUGCCUCGAGCUAAACACAAGAAAAUGACGGCUGUAGGAAGGCAGGUAAGACAGGGCCGAUAGUUUGAGACCUGCUAAAUUUAAGUGCUGUCUGGAACUAGAUGGAAACUCAAAAAACUGUUUUGUCACUAUUAAAUACGAGCUUUCUUGAAUGAACAGCUGAGGACUCUUGAGUGUGUUCUAGUUUUAUUCUCAAAUGUCUUCUCAUUGUCUCACUCUAAAUCUCUUGGUCUACCUAAAGGUCUGACAGAAUGCACCAUGUUUUCUGGAUACCAACCAUGUUUUUAUAGUGAACACCAGGAUAAUAACCCACUGUUAGAACACGACUGUGUAAAGAAAGUAUUCAUUUGCGAGUAUUGGGUUUCUGUUUUACUUUAAUAUAAAUGCACCCAGCUUCUGAAAUGGCUGAUUUGUAUUUCCUCACAAUUUUGAUUUUCACACCAAAAAGGGUUCUUCUUUUGUCUUCUUCACCCAGAUCGAAUUGACAAAUGUGUAACUGUGGCCUGUUAUGAAUGCUUUGAGAUCAUUCUCUUCCCGCUCUUAGGUGGUGCUCUAAUUCCCAGCCCAACAAUGUCAUCAUACAUAGUGACACACCCUUUAGCUCAGGGAUAUCAACUGAACAGUUCUUUCUGUUUACUGGUUCCCACUCUUGCGCAAACUCCCGCUGACUCAGAAAACCGGAUUGAAGGAAUGUCAUUGUGCCUGUUUGUCUCGGCAGUGAAAAGGUUAACUUUCAGGGGAAAAGUCCAGCCCAACCUCGUUGCAUGAAAAGUUCUACUAAAAGCAUUCCAGAUGUGGAGCUUUGGCUCCUUUCGGUUAAGUUUGUCCACGAUUACUCAGGUGGUUCAUUGCCAAGUAUAAUGUUAUGCAGAAAUACUGCGUGUGUAACAGGCUGCUAGACUUUGGUGGUGCGUGAAAAGCAUUCCAGCCUCUUCUUCCUGGUUAUGUCUCAUUAAGGGGGAGGAUCCUGGAAAACAGGCAGCUGGUGACAGAAGAUCCACUGACACUCGAGAGCAGACAGCCAGACACGCAGCAAGAAAACUUCCCUCCAGAGUCGCCAUG